AUUGAGAAUAAUAAUGUUUGGGAAUUAUCUAAUGAGAAGGUCCUUAGUCUGGACUCCUUUCAGAAUGUUCGCUCAUCGGCCUGCUCAGAUCCCUUUUAAGGACUGGAAGAUCGUCUCCCACGAUAUUGUCCAGGUCAUCAGCGGUAAGAGUAAAGGCAAACAAGGAAAAGUACUGAAGGUAUUCCGAAAGACCAACCAGGUUCUUGUAGAAGGGGUUAAUUACAAGUUUAAGAAAGUUGAGGAUGACGAGUUUGUCACAAGAAUGAAGACAGUCCAACAGGAGUACCCUAUCCAUGUCUCUAAUGUCGCUUUGAUCGAUCCAGAGACCGGUAAACCAACUAGAGUAAAAUAUGUCCGUACUUUGGAAGGGAAGAGGGUCAGGAUUGCUAAAUCAGGUGCGAUGAUCCCCAAACCUGAGCGUGAAGAACUUAAAUAUGUCAAUAGAACAAAGUCUGAGAUAGGACCUCUGGACACCAUGCCAGAAGACGUCAUUGAGAAGACUUAUAAAGGUGAGGAUUUUGUCAAGAUCAAGAAAGAAUUUGAAGAAUUUUUGAGAAUUAAAGCAGAAAAGGAGAGAAACCUUGUUUUUGGCAAGUAGAUUUGUGGACAUGAUUAUUCCUUGGGGGAUUUCAAUAAAAUUUU
Moneuplotes crassus is the source of this 642-nucleotide messenger RNA. The record is from the annotation of a GenBank genome assembly. NCBI's taxonomy places the organism in Eukaryota, Ciliophora, Spirotrichea, Euplotida, Euplotidae.